Molecule: messenger RNA, 2690 nt
Organism: Lates calcarifer (barramundi perch)
Lineage: Eukaryota; Metazoa; Chordata; Actinopteri; Centropomidae
Gene: rnf180a
Product: ring finger protein 180a
Exons: 4
Coding region: 17-1126 (369 amino acids)
Biological process (GO): protein polyubiquitination; positive regulation of proteasomal ubiquitin-dependent protein catabolic process; serotonin metabolic process
Cellular component (GO): endoplasmic reticulum membrane
Molecular function (GO): ubiquitin protein ligase activity; ubiquitin conjugating enzyme binding
Source: RefSeq, a predicted model, not a curated record
ACCACCGCCAAUUUGAAUGCCCAGUCCCCUCGGCCAGCAACGAGGCCGAUGUCUUCUUCUCUCCCUCAGCCUCCCAUCCAGUCCAGAUCCUACGCCUCUGUCACCUCAGAGACUAUCACCCAGGACGGCCACAGGAGACCUGCACCGCCACCCGUUUAGCUCAUCAAGAGAGCCGGAUCCAUUCUGGGUGGAGGUGAGAACAGGGGCCGCAACUGGACGGUCAUCACGAAGCCAUCAUACUUGUCAGACACACAACCCAUCUCUCACCAGCUCAGAGUUAGGAGAGGAAGAGGAGCAGGAGGAGGAGGACGGGGAGGGGGAGGAGGAGGAAGAGGAAGAAGAAGAGGAGGAGGAGGACGUGGAAGAUGGUGACGAAGAAGGCGGCGGCGUGACAGAGGUGACGGGUCAAACCGUGACCCCGGCAGUGGUGCUGGCUUGUGUUCCUUUCGGGGAGAGGAGGAUGAGUAAAAGAGAGAAGAACAGGAUUAAGUGUCUGAGGAGGAGGCAGAGGAGAAGGGAGAGGUGGAGACAGAGUCAACUGCAGGAGAGCAGACAGAGUUCAACAGGAAACCCAUCCAGCAGCAGCAGCGAUGAUGAUGAGGACGUGAGUGCCGGGGACAGAGAAGGUUACAUCUGCGCCGUGUGCUUGGAUGUGUACUUCAGCCCUUACAUGUGCCACCCUUGCAACCACAUCUUCUGUGAACCCUGUCUGAGGACGCUGGCUAAGAACAGCCCCACCAACACGCCCUGCCCCCUCUGCAGAACAAUCAUCACACAUGUCUUCUUCCAGAAGGAGCUCAACCAAACAGCAAGAACAUUCUUCCCAAAGGAAUACCUUUCCCGGAAACAGAAUUUUCAGAAAGCGAGUUGUGCAAAGUGGCCUCUCCCAAGCUGCAGAAAACUCUUCCGUAUCUUUGGAGGCUUCCAGAGGCAGUCCAGUCCCAUUGCAAGACGCCAGUUCCCCCAUGGAGGAGGCUACCGUCUGGAUGCAAUGGAUUUUGAGGAUGACUCCCGAGGCUGGCGCUUUGACAUGGACAUGGUCAUCAUCUAUAUCUACUCAGUCAACUGGGUUAUCGGCUUCUUCAUAUUCUGCUUCCUUUGCUACCUCUUCUUCCCUUCUUUUUGACAGUCCUGGAAACGCAGUGAAAGGAAAAGUUGAAGACACUCAAAGAUGAAGGUUAAGUAAGGAAUUUAAGAUGAAGCAGAGGUCAGGCAAGUACAUACUAAAUAUAUAGGGGAAAGAGGGAAACUGAGCUGUAGAGUUAAAUGAGGAGACUAUGCGUGAAUUUCAAGCAGGUUGGAUGGUGUGGUGGAGGGAAAACAACAGUGUGCCAGCUUGUAGUCUCUCAUUAAUAAAUGAUUGAAAUGGGGGAGUGAUGUAGGGAGAUGUUUGGGAAUCCAAUGUUCUCUGUUCCCUGUCUCCACACGAUGCACAUGUAAUGUGGGUUGCACAACAUGUCCUGUGCCUCUAUGGAUGGGAGUUAAUACAGCUUCAAAAUUGUGGUGUUUUACUUUCAACAUAAUCGCAUUACAGUCUUUCAAUGCUUAGCAUUUUGAUUGAUUUUGAUUAGGAGCUGCCUGAACUACUCCAAGUCAGAUUAUCCUCAAUGAUAUUAAUUACUAGACAUUUUAUGGAGUAACACUUUGAAUGGAAAAUUCUAGUUUACUUUUCUUCAGGUGUACACUUACUAACCCAAAAUGUUAACUCAUGUUGAGAUGUGCAAAAACACAAGCAUAAACAACUCUUUGGUAAUUAAGCAGAGAUUUUGAAGAUUUCUAUAGUACUUGUUUAUAUUUUUGGCCCCAAACCCAGAACAUAAAACAGUAGUACCACAGAUACUGAAUAUUGCCAUUAUAGAAAUACAAUGCAAAUCAUAGUUUAAUUUAAAAAUCACAAUAACCAAACCACAAUAAAACAAAAAAACACAAAACAAAACAAAAAAACACCUAUGAAAUUACACGAGUGAGCAUCACUUUUUGGGUGAAUUUUCACAUUACAUGCACUGGUAUGAGUUUACACCAAUUGCUUAUGGUUUAAUGAGCCUCUGUGUCCCAGUUUACCACCAUACACCAUAGCCUUGCUACUAAAACCUUUUUAGUUGGCACUUGAAUUUAUACAAUGCAGUAUGUCUUUUUUCAGUGAGAGUUAAUUUUGUGUUGUGUUCCCCUGGAGGGAAUACAUAUUUGGUUUUACUAAGUCACUGUAUUUUAUAGCAAAUAAAGUUUACACAGGAACACAUACAUACAGGUAUGUAGACGUGGCUUUAAAAUAAAAUUUGUAAAUUUUAAGUGAGACCAUUUGUUAUAGCCAAACAAAUGACUUGAGACAUUUCAAAUUUUAAGCCAUAGAUACCAAAUAUUCUUUUAUUAGUGCUUUUCCGAAGGGCUUCACUUUCAUUUUCCAUUUGCAUCAGUGUGAAGUAUGAGGUGGGCUUUGAAUCUCUAUGUGCUCUCAGUGCACAUGUAGGUAUAACUUUACAAUACCAGUAAAGUUUCUGUAAUUUUUAACCCAUGAGAUGAUAAUGAUUAUGAUAAACGUAUUACAAAUGAAAUAAAUAAAAAUAAUCACACACUUGUGAACAGUAAAUCACUAAUUUGCUGAUAAAUCUAAAUCAUUCAUUAAUGAGGAGCUAAUAAUUUUCACAUUUACACACAUUUGUGAAAUAUUAAUUAUUUACUGAUAUAAUGAA